Messenger RNA from Prionailurus viverrinus (fishing cat), 5233 nucleotides. RefSeq names its product cat eye syndrome critical region protein 2. The coding region runs from base 348 to 4745 and encodes 1465 amino acids. Gene Ontology annotation, molecular function: protein binding. NCBI's taxonomy places the organism in Eukaryota, Metazoa, Chordata, Mammalia, Carnivora, Felidae. The transcript is spliced from 19 exons. Gene Ontology annotation, biological process: chromatin remodeling. Gene Ontology annotation, cellular component: CERF complex. The record is from RefSeq and is a predicted model, not a curated record.
CCCCAGCGGUGAGAUGAUUAUAUUGUAUGGUACUGGGGGCGGCCGCAGCCGCAGGAUGGGGCGAGCGCGCGGACCCCGUCGGCAGCCGGAGCAGCAGCCACCUCAGUAACUCGGGCCCUCGAGCCGCCGCCCCCCGCCCGGGUCGCCCGCCCUCAGCUCAUGCACUCGCCGAGCGGCGGCAGCAGCGGGAGUAGCAGCCGCCGCCGCCGCCGCCACCCCCGCCCGAGGAGCUAAGGAGCUGCGCCGCGGCGGGAGUCCGAGGCGGGCGGGCGAGCGGUGCGCGGGCAGCGUGGGGCCGCCGAGGCGCGCUUGGGGUUCGGGGCCGCAGUCACCGCCGCGCCUGGGAGAUGUGCCCGGAGGAGGGCGGCGCGGCCGGGCUGGGCGAGCUCCGCUCCUGGUGGGAAGUCCCGGCCAUCGCGCACUUCUGCUCGCUCUUUCGCACCGCGUUCCGCCUGCCUGACUUUGAGAUCGAGGAGUUAGAAGCAGCUCUUCACAGAGAUGAUGUAGAGUUUAUCAGUGACCUGAUCGCCUGCCUGCUUCAGGGCUGCUAUCAACGAAGGGAUAUCACGCCUCAGACAUUCCACAGCUACCUAGAGGACAUCAUCAACUACCGCUGGGAGCUUGAAGAAGGGAAGCCCAACCCUCUGAGAGAAGCCAGUUUCCAAGACCUACCCCUUCGUACUCGUGUGGAAAUCCUACACCGCCUCUGUGAUUAUCGGCUAGAUGCAGAUGAUGUCUUCGAUCUUCUCAAGGGUCUGGAUGCAGACAGUCUCCGUGUGGAACCAUUGGGUGAAGACAAUUCUGGGGCACUCUAUUGGUAUUUCUAUGGAACACGAAUGUAUAAGGAGGACCCAGUGCAAGGAAAAUCCAAUGGAGAACUCUCUUUGAGCAGGGAAAGUGAAGGCCAAAAAAGUGUCUUAGCUGUUCCUGGGAAAACCGGAAAAAGAAGAGGAAGACCCCCAAAACGGAAGAAAGUACAGGAGGAGAUUAUAGUGAGUGAAAAACAGGAAGAAAACUCCUUGGCAUCCGAGCCACAGACAAGAAAUGGGUCCCAAGGGCCAGGUCAAGGGACCUGGUGGCUCCUGUGCCAAACAGAAGAAGAAUGGAGACAGGUCACUGAGAGUUUUCGGGAGAGAACCUCUCUUCGAGAACGGCAGCUCUAUAAGCUCCUCAGCGAGGACUUCUUGCCUGAGAUCUGCAACAUGAUUGCCCAAAAGGGAAAGCGUCCACAGCGCACAAAGGCAGAAUUGCAGCCUAGGUGGAUGUCUGACCACCUGUCCGUCAAAUCCAUCAAGCAAGAGGAGACCCCUGUGCUUACCAGAAUAGAAAAACAGAAGCGUAAAGAGGAGGAGGAAGAACGUCAGAUUCUCCUAGCAGUGCAGAAGAAGGAGCAGGAGCAGAUGUUAAAGGAAGAGAGGAAACGAGAGUUGGAGGAAAAGGUCAAGGCAGUGGAAGAUCGAGCAAAGAGGAGAAAGCUCAGGGAAGAAAGGGCGUGGCUGCUGGCCCAAGGGAAGGAGCUCCCCCCAGAACUUUCCCAUCUGGACCCUAACUCCCCCAUGAGAGAAGAAAAAAAGACUAAAGACCUCUUUGAGUUGGAUGAUGAUUUCACUGCCAUGUAUAAAGUUCUCGAUGUGGUAAAGGCUCACAAGGAUUCUUGGCCCUUUUUAGAACCUGUGGAUGAAUCGUAUGCCCCAAACUAUUACCAGAUUAUUAAGGCCCCCAUGGAUAUCUCAAGCAUGGAGAAGAAACUGAAUGGAGGUUUAUACUGUACCAAGGAGGAAUUUGUAAAUGACAUGAAGACUAUGUUCAGGAAUUGUCGAAAAUACAAUGGGGAAAGUAGUGAAUAUACCAAGAUGUCUGAUAAUUUAGAGAGGUGUUUCCAUCGGGCAAUGAUGAAGCAUUUUCCUGGGGAAGAUGGAGACACAGAUGAAGAAUUUUGGAUCAGAGAGGAUGAAAAGCGAGAGAAGAGACGGAGCCGGGCUGGGAGAAGCGGCGGAAGCCACGUUUGGACCCGCUCCAGGGACUCUGAAGGGCCCAGCAAGAAACAGCAACCAGUGGAGAAUGGAGGAAAGUCCUUGCCACCUGCACGCCGAGCUCCCUCUUCUGGAGAUAAUCCUAGCAGUAGUUCCACACAGCUCCCUCGGGAGGGGAGCACCUCAAAUGGCCGAGGCUUUUCUCGUCCCCUACAUUAUGGGGGGAUGCCCAACCAGGCACCCCUUUUAAACCAGAUGAGGCCAGCAGUACCAGGAACAUUUGGCCCUCUUCGAGGAUCAGAUCCUGCCAAUUUAUAUGUCUCCUCUAGAGUCCCAGAACCACACCCUGGAGAGCCUGUACAGCAGCAUCAGCCUUUUGCCAUGCAGCCUCCAGUUGGAAUUAACAACCACCGAGGACCCAGGCUAGGCACACCAGAAGAGAAGCAAGUGUGUGGGGGACUGACACACCUUACUAACAUGGGAUCACAUCCUGGAUCCUUGCAGCUUAGGCAGAUGGGUGGCCCCAGUCAGGAUGGAAAUAUUUAUCCCCCAACUCAAUUCCAAUCAGGAUUUAUUCCUCCCAGGCAUGGUGGGGCUCCAGCCCGACCCCUAGACUUUCCUGAAAGCUCAGAAAUUCCUCCCAGCCACAUGUACCGAUCAUACAAGUACCUGAAUCGAGUACACUCUGCUGUCUGGAAUGGGAACCAUGGUGCUACAAACCCAGGACCCUUGGGCACAGAUGAGAAGCCCCCCAUGGGGCCAGGACCCUCUCACCAACCUCGCACUCUUGGUCAUGUGAUGGAUUCCCGAGUGAUGAGACCUCCUCUCCCCCCAAACCAGUGGACUGAACAAUCAAGCUUUCUACCUCAUGGAGUUGCUUCUUCAGGGUAUAUGCGACCACCCUGUAAAUCUGGUGGACUUCGGUUACAGCCACCUCCAGCCCCAACGCCAAGUUCUUUAUUUGGAGCACCCUCCCAGGCUCUGCGGGGGGUGCAAGGAGGGGACUCCAUGAUGGACAGCCCAGAGAUGAUUGCCAUGCAGCAGCUUUCUUCCCGAGUUUGCCCACCAGGUGUGCCUUACCACCCCCGACAGCCUACACCGCCCCAUUUACCUGGCCCUUUUCCACAGGUAGCUCACUCGGCAUCAGUAAGUGUGUCAGCCCCCAAGCCUACCUUGGGGAAUCCUGGGAGGACACAGGAUAACAGUGAAACACAAGAGCCUGAAAAUGACCGAGCAGAUCCCUUGCCUGGGCUUGAGGAGAAACCACCAAACAUUGGUGGUUCAGAGGGCGUGUACCUCAAACAACUACCUCACCCUACACCUCCCUUGCAGACCGACUGUACCAGGCAGAGCUCACCACAAGAAAGGGAAACAGAGGGCCCAGAGCUCAAAAGCGACUCCUCAGAUUCUGGAGACAACUGUAAAGCAACAAAGAACAAGAAUACCUGGCCCUCAGAGAGCGGCUAUACCAGCCCAGCCACUCAAGGAUGUAUGCGAGACCUCUCCACUCUGGCAGAUAGAGGGGCUCUACCUGAAAAUGGAGUAGUUGUUGAAGCAUCCCCUUGUGGAUCAGAGGGGAAGGGCCUUGGUGGUAGUGGUUCAGAAAAGCCACUCUGCCCCAGAGGUAAAACACUACAGGAAACCAUGCCAUGUGCAGGACAGAACCCAGCUACACCUCCCAACACAGACCCCAGUUUGAUGGGAGGCACUGUAAGCCAGUUUUCUCCCUUGUACAUGCCUGGCCUGGAAUACCCAAAUUCAGCUACCCAUUACCACAUCAGUCCAGGCCUGCAAGGUUUGGGCCCUGUGAUGGGAAGUAAACCCUCAGUAUCCCAUCCUCAGCAUUUUCCCCCUAGGGGCUUUCAAUCUAGCAACCCUCAUUCUGGAGUCUUUCCCCGGUAUCGCCCCCACCAAGGAAUGAGGUAUUCCUACCAGUCACCACCUCAGCCUUCCUACCAUCACUAUCAGCGAACUCCUUAUUAUCCGUGUCCACAGGGCUUUUCUGACUGGCAAAGACAUCUUCAUCCCCCGGGAAGCCCAAGUGGGCUCCCACCUAAUCCACCUCCCCCACCAAGGCCCCUCUUCUCAGAUAAGAGCACCUUGGCUAAUCUGCAAGGCUGUGAGACACUGAAUGCUGCCUUAACUUCCCCAACCCAAAUGGAUGCAGUGGCUGCUAAAGUAGUCUCAGCUGAUGGGCAGAAUCCUGUUCCAGAGGAAGAAAAGCUGGAUGAAUCUAUGGAGAGACCAGAGAGUCCCAAAGAAUUUUUAGACCUGGACAACCAUAAUGCAGCUACCAAGCGACAGAGCUCAUUGUCAGCCAAUGAAUAUCUUUAUGGAACUCCUCCACCUCUGAGUUCAGGGAUGGGAUUUGGUUCAUCUACUUUCCAACCCCAUGGUGUGAUGCUACAGACAGGGCCUCCUUAUACACCUCAGCGGCCAGCCAGUCAUUUCCAGCCCAGAGCUUACUCCUCCCCUGUGGCUGCUCACCCACCUCACCAUCCAGUGGCUGCCCAGCCCAACGGCCUCUCUCAGGAGGGCCCCAUCUAUCGCUGCCAGGAAGAUGGCCUGGGUCACUUUCAAGCUGUAAUGAUGGAACAGAUUGGCACUGGAAGUGGAAUAAGGGGACCUUUCCAAGAAAUGUACAGAUCAUCAGGAAUGCAAAUGCAUCCGGUCCAGUCACAGUCCUCGUUCCCAAAGACCCCAGCACCAGCAACGUCACAGGAAGAGCUGCCACCACAUAAACCCCCAACACUUCCUCUUGAUCAGAGCUAGUCCAAGGAGGAAAUAAACCCCAAGGAAACAGAAAGCUGCGCAUGAAGACUGGAACAUGGAGAAUUUAGGGGAACGGUCCCUGCCCAUCUCUGUUCCUGUUCCCCCGCCACACCCCUUCACAGUGCAUCACUCGUGCCAUCCAAGAGCUGGAGCCAUUCCCAGAGUCCUAGACUAACACCAGCUUGCACCGGUCCUUGGGCAGGGAUCUUUGCAUGGCUGAUAGUUAAAAACAGAUGAACUGAAAUUAGUGACAGCUUUUCUAAGUCCUGAGACUCUUUUUUCAGGGAAGAUCAUCCUAAACUUGGGGGAGGGGUCAUACUUAUGAAUGGAGUGGUGCUUGUAAACUUUCAUGAGCAGCUAAACUCAGGUAUAUAUUUGGGGAAGGGACUACUCGUAGUAUUAAUGUGUUUGGAGCUGGGUCCAGUUUACAGAAUUUUCAUGUUGCCUUUUAAAAAUAAUUUUUGUUGUUGGUGGUGAAUGUAUUGUAC